Molecule: messenger RNA, 1565 nt
Organism: Hyaena hyaena (striped hyena)
Lineage: Eukaryota; Metazoa; Chordata; Mammalia; Carnivora; Hyaenidae
Gene: GLMP
Product: glycosylated lysosomal membrane protein
Exons: 6
Coding region: 50-1264 (404 amino acids)
Cellular component (GO): lysosome
Source: RefSeq, a predicted model, not a curated record
GGAGUCACAUGACUGCGGUGUGUCUUCCGCCUUCUGAAGCUGGGGUCGCAUGUGCGGCCGUGAGGGGCCCCGCCCGGGCUGGGGGCGCUGUGCCCCCAGCCCCGUGCUCCUCCUGAGUCUGCUCGCGUCUGCAGCCCCGCAUAGCCUGCUGGGGGAGGAGACCCGCCAGGUGUCUCUGGAGGCCAUCCCUGCCGGGCUGGACCCCCCGCAGAACCUGCUGCACAUCCGGGCGGUGGGAACCAACUCCACCCUGCACUACGUGUGGAGCACCGUGGGGCCUCCGGCGGUGCUGCUCGUGGCCACCGACACCCCCCACAGCGCCCUGAGUGUCAACUGGAGCCUCCUGCUCUCCCCUGAGCCCGACGGGGGCCUGAUGGUGCUCCCCAAGGACAGCAUCCGGUUCUCUUCCGCCCUUGUCUUUACCAGGCUCUUCGAAUUCGCCGCCGCCAACACAUCCGAGGCGGCCCAGCCUCCAGGAGAACCGUAUGCCCCGUAUUCCCUGGCCAAGUUCUCCUGGAACAACAUCACAGACUCACUGGAUCGGGCCACCCUGAGCGCCACGUUUCGAGGCCACCCCACUGAUGACCCCACUGGGGCUUUUGCCAACGGCAGCCUGGCCUUCAGGGUGCAGGCCUUCUCCGGAUCCGGCCGGCCAGCCCAGCCCCCGCGCCUCCUGCAUUCGGCCGACACCUGCCAGCUGGAGGUGGCCCUGGUGGGCGCCUCUCCGCGGGGAAACCGCUCCCUGUUUGGGCUGGAGGUAGCCACCCUGGGCCAGGGCCCCGACUGCCCCUUGAUGCGGGAGCUGCACUCCAUCGAUGAUGAAUAUGCACCUGCUGUCUUCCAGUUGGACCAGCUACUGUGGGGCUCCGUCCCCCCCGGCUUCGUGCAGUGGCGGCCGGUGGCCUUCUCCCGGAGCCGGGGGGGCCGGGAAUCCGCCCUGCGCUGCAGAGCCUCCCCGCCCCGCCCCACCUGGGCGCACAUCCCGCAGUCGCCCAUAGUCCGCGCCUUCUUCGAGUCCCACAGUAACUUCUGUGCCUUCAACCUGACGUUUGGGGCUUCCACGGGCCCUGGCUACUGGGACGCACACUACCUCAGCUGGUCCAUGCUCUUGGGCGUGGGCGCCCCUCCCGUGGACACCCUGUCCCCGCUAGUCCUGGGCAUCAUGGCGGUGGCCCUGGGUGCGCCGGGACUCAUGCUGCUGGCUGGAGGCGCGUUUCUGCUGCUGGGCCACAGGCGGUGCUCGGAAUACCAGCCCAUAAACUGAGGCCUGCUGUUCGGAGGGCCUGCUGGCCGGAGGGUCCAGCUGCCCCCUUCUCCCAGCUUGCUUUGCUGCGGAACAUCAGGGACCACCUUCACCGUUCCGGAGAACCCCCAGGCGGGGCUGCCUUCAUCCUCUGGGGAGGGGCCGGGGGCAGGGUGAUCGCUGGCGGGAGGGUCCCUUGGCGAUGCCUUGCGGCCCCUCUGCCCCCAUUCCCCUUAAAUGGGACUCACGGGCCUAAACGAGAGGCCUUCUGACGGGUCAUGCACCCCGGAGGGCACGAAAUAGACUCAUUUUCUGCCCUCUC